This is a messenger RNA of Setaria italica (foxtail millet), 1705 nucleotides long. RefSeq names its product phosphatidylserine decarboxylase proenzyme 1, mitochondrial. The transcript has 12 exons. NCBI's taxonomy places the organism in Eukaryota, Viridiplantae, Streptophyta, Magnoliopsida, Poales, Poaceae. Gene Ontology annotation, cellular component: mitochondrion. The record is from RefSeq and is a predicted model, not a curated record. Gene Ontology annotation, biological process: phosphatidylethanolamine biosynthetic process. Gene Ontology annotation, molecular function: phosphatidylserine decarboxylase activity. The coding region runs from base 35 to 1513 and encodes 492 amino acids.
GCAUCGAUGGUGAUCCAUCUGCUCUGUUUAUGUAAUGCUGGGUUUGUCAGAACUGAUGGACUUCUGCUGCACUAUCUAUCACGUUCUGACAUUCACUUCCAUCCACACACCAUUUUCUCACCUGCGACGGCGACGGCGACGGCGACGGCGACCUACAGCCGUGGUACAAGGCAAGGAAAGAGAAUCGAUUUCGUUUGGGGGAAAGAGCGGCAUGAGGUUUAGGGUUCGGCGCCCUCCAUCUCCAUGGCCGCCGCCGCCGCCGCCGCUCCAUCUCCUCGCCUCAGCCCGCCACCGCAACCGCCCUCCCUCUCGCCGCAUCCACGCCGCCAACUCCGGCGACUCCCAAGGCAAAGGUAAAUUCCUUCUACCUGGUGCAACAGCGGCAGUUCUUGUCAUGCUUGGCGCUCUACAUGCGAGGCGCAUGUACGACGACAACAAAGUUGUCCAGAGAAAGGAGAAAGGAAUUGAACCAGAAUUUUCGCCAGAUUUUAAGGCUUCAUUUUUUAGGCUUCUGCCAUUGCGUUCCAUGUCACGUUUCUGGGGAUCCUUGAUGGAAGUGGAUGUCCCAGUUUUCAUGCGCCCCACCAUUUACAAAACAUGGGCUAGAGCAUUUCACUCUGAUUUGCAAGAAGUUGCUCUUCCUCUAGAAGAAUAUCCUUCUUUACAGGCGUUCUUCAUCCGCAGUCUCAAAGAAGGAGCAAGACCCGUUGAUCCAGAUCCAAACUGUCUGGUGAGUCCUGUGGAUGGUAAAGUUUUGAGGCUUGGAGAGCUAAGGGGUCCAGGAACCAUGAUUGAACAAGUGAAAGGCUUUUCUUAUUCUGUUUCUUCUCUUCUUGGUACGAGUUCAUCCCUUCACGAUGCUGCAGAGGAAGAACUUUCCAGGGAGCGCAUAGAGCAAAGUACACCUGAGAAUUCAAAUGCAAAAUCGUGGUGGCGAGUAUCAGUUGCUUCACCUAAACUACGGGAUCAAACAGUUUUGAGUCCGAAGAAAGGCAUCUUUUAUUGUGUCAUCUAUUUACACCCUGGUGACUAUCAUCGAGUUCAUUCCCCUGUUGAUUGGAAUAUUUUAAAACGUCGGCAUUUCUCAGGCCAUCUUUUCCCCCAGAAUGAACGUGCCGUACGGACCAUCAGGAACCUGUAUGUUGAGAAUGAAAGGGUAGUGCUUGAAGGGCGAUGGAAAGAAGGCUUUGUUGCACUCGCAGCUAUUGGCGCUACUAAUGUUGGAUCUAUCAGGGUAAAUCUGGAACCAGAGCUGAGGACGAAUAGGGCAGUGUCAAUGAUGGUCCACUCCCUGGCUGCUGAGGAGCGUGUUUAUGAACCUGAAGGCACUGGUGUGGUGGUUAAGAAGGGGGAGGAGAUAGCAGGAUUUAAGAUGGGGUCAACGGUGGUGUUGGUGUUUGAAGCCCCAUCGAGGGAGGUGUCCUCAGCUUCAGCAGACUUCAGCUUCUGCGUUAGGGCUGGCGACAAGGUGAGGGUGGGAGAAGCUAUUGGGCGGUGGAGUGAUGAAUCGUAGCAGCGAGCAUUUCGUGCUAAGAGCCCGGCUAUGUUUUGGGCUCUGAAUGUAUGCAGAUGGCUGGAAAAGCUUUCUAGUGCAAGGAGGUAAAAUCUUUGGAGGGAGGGGACGUUGUCCGGAACUCCUGAUUCAGGAGGCGCUCUUCUGUAUUUUUUUUUUAACGUGGACCACCUAUUUUUUUCAUCGUGAAAU